ACUGACUGUCAGCAAGAGGUUUGCGAAGCAGCUAACCACGAGAGCUUCAACAGGGACGCUGCUAGCGAUUGGGAGUGCGCCACCAGAACGUGCUGGUAAGUCACGUCUUGCGCUUCAUGCAAUAGCAUAGACUACGAGCUGCUGGAUACUGGCGCAGCAGGCGAGGCCGCCGCACACAGCCGAUAUCAUCGGAGAGAGACAGCUGGGAGAGCAUGGUCAGGCGGAGAAGGGCGACAUGCGCCGUGGUCGGGAUGCUAGCGUCCACGUCUGUGGUGGCGACUGGACCGCCGUCGGCAUGGACUGGGUAUCCGCAGCAACCGCGAGCCUCGCCACAAGAGAGCGACGGAGCACGGGACGCGUCAGCGGCGGCAGCGAGAGGUUGGGCCCGAAGCCAAUCCUCCCGGUUACGAGAGGGGUCUCCGCGGAUGGAGGCCAGGAAGGAGUCCCCCACCUCCUCGCAGCCACGAAGCAGCUCUAGCAGCAGCGGCGGCGUUGGAUUUGUUAACAAUAGCGGCGGAGGUGGGGGUGUUGAUGUCGCGCCGAGGACAAAGGAACAAGGGGACGGCGGCGGCGGGGCAAUAGCAGCAGAGGAGGAUAGAAGCAGUAGUGACCGAGGCGGUGGGAAGGAGGAGAGGGACGAAGACGGGCGGUUGCAGCGGUCGCCGUCUUCGGAAGAGGAGGCGUUUUUGUUGGAGGAGGGGGAGGCGGGGGGGGCGCCGUCGAUGCACGUGGUGAAGCGGGACGGUCGCCGCGAGCCUGUCAUGUUCGACAAGAUUACGGCUCGCAUCCGGCGGCUGUGCUGGGGGCUUGACGAGCGCUACAUCGACCCGGUCCUCGUGGCGCAGAAGGUGGUGCAGGGCAUCUACAGCGGCGUGACGACGUGGGAACUCGACACCCUCGCCGCCGAGACCUGCGCCUACAUGAACACGGAGCACCCGCACUACGCCCGGCUGGCGGCGAGGAUCUCGGUAUCAAACCUGCAGCGCGCUACGAGCCCGUCCUUCGCCGAUACGGUGGAGGAGCUGUACGCCUACGUCGACCCGAAGACGGGCCGACAGGCGGGGUACAUCAGCGACGAGGUACACGAAAUCGUGAUGAAGAAUCGCGAAGUGAUCGACGCAGAGGUGAAGCACGAGCGAGACUUCUCGUUCGACUUUUUUGGCUUUAAGACCCUGGAGCGAGCGUACUUGCUCAAGCUCGGGGACAAGGUUAUGGAGCGGCCGCAGUACAUGUUCAUGCGAAUCGCUAUCGGUAUCCACGGCGAGGACCUGGAGGCGGCGUUCGAGACGUACCACCUGAUGUCGGAGAAGUGGUUCAUCCACGCCUCGCCCACCCUGUUCCACGCCGGCACGUGCCAGCCGCAGCUGUCGAGCUGCUUCUUGCUCACCACGAAGGAAGACAGCAUCGCCGGGAUAUACGACACCCUCAAGCAGUGCGCGUGCAUCAGCAAGAGCGCGGGGGGCAUCGGUCUGAGCGUGCACGCCAUCCGUGCGAAGGGGAGCUACAUCCGCGGCACGAAGGGGAUCUCGAACGGCCUGGUGCCGAUGCUGAGGGUCUUCGACGCAACGGCAAGGUACGUUGAUCAAGGAGGGGGAAAGCGGCCGGGGGCGUUCGCGGUGUACAUAGAGCCUUGGCACGCCGACGUUUUCGAGGUGCUGGAGCUGAAGAAGAAUCACGGAAAGGACGAGCUCAGGGCAAGGGAUUUGUUCUACGGCCUCUGGAUACCAGACCUGUUCAUGGAGAGGGUGGAGCAAGACGGGGAGUGGAGCCUCAUGUGCCCGUCCCAGUGUCCGGGGCUAUCGGAGUGCUGGGGGAAGGAGUUCGAGGAGCUAUACACUAAGUACGAAAGGGAGGGCAAGUACAUGCGAAAAGUGCGGGCGCAGGACCUGUGGUUCGCCAUUUUGGACGCCCAGACGGAGACUGGAAACCCCUACAUGAUGUACAAGGAUGCCUGCAACCGCAAGAGCAACCACAAGCACCUGGGCACCAUCCAGUCCUCCAACCUGUGCACGGAGAUCGUGGAGUACACGGACCCCGGCGAGGUGGCGGUCUGCAACCUCGGCAGCGUUGUACUGCCCAAGUUCGUCUCGCAGGACGGGAAGUCGUUCGAUCACCAGCGUCUCUUCGAGGUCACAAAGGUUCUCGUCCGGAACCUCAACAAAAUCAUCGACGUCAACUGGUACCCGGUAGAGGAGGCUCAGCGCAGCAACGCCAGACACCGCCCCAUGGGGAUCGGGGUGCAGGGGUUGGCGGACGCCUUCAUCAAGAUGCGUAUGCCGUUUGAGAGCGAGGGAGCGAGGGCCCUAAACCGCGACAUCUUCGAGACGAUGUAUUUCGCCGCUAUGACGGCGUCGUGCGAGCUUGCGGAGAAGGAAGGGCCGUACGAAACGUUCGAGGGCAGCCCGGUCUCCAAGGGAAUUUUCCAGUUCGACAUGUGGGGAGAGACCCCAUCCGACAGGUGGGACUGGACUAGCUUGCGGACACGCGUGGUUAAGCACGGCGUGAGGAAUUCGCUGCUCCUCGCACCGAUGCCCACGGCAUCGACGGCACAGAUCCUAGGGUUUAACGAGUGCAUCGAGCCGUACACAAGUAACCUCUACGCGCGCCGGGUCAAGGCCGGCGAGUUUAUCGUGGUCAACCCGCACCUCUUCACCGACCUGAUGGAGAUGGGUCUAUGGAGCCCCUCUGUGAGGAAUCAGUUGAUGGCGAGCGGGGGCAGCAUCGCCUCCAUCGCGGGGAUACCUCAGGAGAUGAAGGACAUAUACAAGACGGUGUGGGAGAUCAAGAUGAAGUCGGUGAUCGACCUUGCCGCUGAUCGAGGAGCGUUCGUCGACCAAAGCCAGAGCAUGAACCUGUUUGUGGAGGCACCGGACUACGGGCGGCUAACCUCCAUGCACUUCUACGCGUGGAAGAAGGGUCUCAAGACCGGCAUGUACUACCUGCGCACUCGCCCCGCGGCCGACGCCAUCCCCUUCACAAUAGAUCCCGCCUCGGGCGUGUCGCAGAAGAGAAUGAACACCGAGGGGGGCCCCGCGACUGAGAUUGCGUCGUCGCUGCUUCUCAAAGAGCGAGAGAUAUACGGGGAGGUUUGCAUAUCGUGUCAGGGAUAGCUAGGGGGGGGGGGUCGAAAGCACGUGUGUUGCGUGUGUUGACUGUUUGGGGAAUCUCUCCAUGGGGGGGGGGCUGAGCGCUCUUUUUUCGGUGCGAGAGAACACAGUUGUAUGCCGCAGCAGUCGUGGCUCCGGUAUAAGAGGGUACCUUAUCGGAGAGUGCUCCGAUGUGAAAGGGUAGAAAUCGGUUGUCAUGGAAUCGACCCGAUGGUCGGGUACCCUACUUGACCGGUACAUAUAGGGGGCUCCGAUACAACGGGGUCACGGGUCUUUUUUCACACCACCCUCAUACAACGGAGCCAAGACUGUACCGGGAAUCGUUUUUUGGGGCGUAUUUGUGGAAAUGUAAUAUAGUUGGAAUGGCCGUUUCCGAAGAUGGUUGUGGAUCCCUUGUUGCCUGGUUAGUCUCCUUUUGUGUUGCGUUGUUCGGUGGUUGUGUUUGGUGUUUGGCUUGCUUCCUUGCUUGGGCGAACUCGACAGCUGUCUGCCGGCAGCGGUGAACGAAUACAGCAAGAUGCUUGCCCUUGUGCUGGCUGGGGCAAGCAAUAGCAGCGAUUCUCAAGUAUUGUGACAGGAAUAACACUGAGCCAGCUGGCCAUUCAACGCUGAUUAGCUCUCAGCCGUUCCGGUGUUCCGAGACGCGUACCGUCAAGCGUAGGACAAAGUCACAUC
This is a messenger RNA of Ectocarpus sp. CCAP 1310/34, 3782 nucleotides long. The record is from the annotation of a GenBank genome assembly. NCBI's taxonomy places the organism in Eukaryota, Phaeophyceae, Ectocarpales, Ectocarpaceae.